GUGAUUCAUAUAAACGAAAAAUAUAUAUUUCAACCUGGCUUAGUUUAAGAUGGAGCAGUAUUCAGUAAUUUUCAAUUAUUAUGUGAGCGUUUUAUUUGCCUCGCAGCUGGCCACACUGAGUCCUUUUGAAACAUAUUCUAUCGGCAAUUUAGUAGGCUACUAAGACAGACACUGUUUACAUGCUAACGUCAGUGAGUUAUGGGUAACUAUCGUAACAAUACGUGACAAUUAAUUAAUUCGAGCUAUAGUACAGGUUAUGUAUCCGCGAGUAAUGGCAAUAUUAACACAACUUUAUUGGGUAAUAUUGUACAAUAUUUUCCCCAGCCUUUUUGUUUAUGUUUGUACUAGCUAAGAUGUACAAAAGUCAGCUAACGUUAUGCUUAUAGCUAAUUCAUUGGAUUCUCGAUCUAACGUUAAAUCAAUCGUAAUUAAGCAAACGGAUCUGCUUAUUGUUCCUCUACAAUGGUUGUCGAGGUAGAGAACUUCUUUGGCGUGUACAUGCUGUAUUGCACCAAUGCUAAAUUCAAAGGCCGUAUUUAUAUUGGCUUCACUGUGAACCCCGAGCGCAGGAUCGGACAGCACAACGCUGGACGGCACAGAGGGGGAGCCAAGAGGACGAGUGGAAAAGGACCAUGGGAGAUGGUCCUCAUUAUACAUGGAUUUCCUUCUGAUAUUGCUGCCCUUCGGUUUGAGUGGGCGUGGCAGCACCCUCACUCCUCUAGGCGUCUCUCACAUGUCUCUCGGCGCUCCAGGAAAGAGUCGAGCCUGCAGUUCCACUGGCGCGUUGUCUCCAACAUGCUGCGGGUGGCGCCCUGGAACAGACUGCCGCUGACGGCACGCUGGCUCAAACAGGAGUACAGGAUGGACUUUGAGCCCAGUCUGCAGCCUCCACUUCACAUCCCCAUUGCUUUUGGGAGUGUGAGAGCCAAGAAGAAGCUGCCACUGCGGACUGCAGGAGAGGAAGAGGAGGAGGAGGAGGAGGAGGAGGUGGUGGAGACAUCCAGGUGUUUUCUCUGUAAAGGGCUGCUCAAGGUAUCAGAAAAGCUGAGCUGCUUCCACCCGUCCUGUGGAAUGAACAGUCAUGUGAUCUGCCUCUCUAAACAGUUUCUGAAGUCAGAGCCGUCCCACCUUCUGCCAGUGGAGGGUAAAUGUCCGGCCUGUCGUCGCUCUGUGCUUUGGGGGAGUCUCAUACGCCAUAAACACUGCUGCUUUGGAGAUCUCCAGGAGAUCACACCGUCCUCCUCCCAGGUUAUAGAAACAUAUGUCUGUUUAAUGUUCACUAUAUCGGUACUUUAUACACACAUAGUAAAUUAAAAUGGCUGUUUAGGAAUUUAAACCAAAGGAAAUUACAUCCACAGUUACCUUCCGUACUAAAGACCUCAGCUUAAUAAGCAUAUUACGAAUUUAUGUAUUACACGUGAAUGUAGUUUUUGCUUUACUUAUUUGUCCUUCUGAUCUCCCACAGAGCCACUGGGCAGAUGAACUGCAGAUAUAAGGGAGUGGAGCCUACAGAAAUGAACUUUAAUGAACUGUGGUGCCACAUGACACUGGCAUGGAGAAUCAUGUAGAUUAUGUAUAACCGAUAAGCCUUUUCAAACUGAACAGGAAUGUAGAGUGACUUCAUAAGAGCUGUCCAGCAGAAAUGUGCACAGGUCCAACACUUUCAGGAUCCUGCCACUCUCCAAUGUUCCAUUUGUAUUAUUCUGAUCACAAAGUAUUAUGCUUUUUUAAUGUAUUCAAUAUUUGUGGGAUAAAACAUGUUUGAAUGCAUUGUAUAACAAAUCUUUGUUUUGUGAAGUGAAACAUAAUUUUCUGUCAAAAUAUUACAGCAGUGAUAGUUUAACACUGAUUGAGGUUACAUCAUUACAGUAAGUACACAGGUUUAUCAGCAGGAAGAGCACAGAUGUAAGUUUCGGUUCCAGUUCCAGAGUGUGUAUGUUGUCUUAUUUUCAUGUGUGACAGGAUUACACAAAUUAAUCUAAUAUUUCCAUAAUUCCCGUAAUUAGUGUGUUUUCCUGCUAUGACAGGUCAUCUUUUUAUGCUCUGAAAAAGUCUUGAGCGACCGAAUCAAGUUUUUCAGAUAGUAGCAAUUUUGAUAAUUUAUCAGGUGAUAACAGCAAACAAGAUGGUAACAAGGUAUCAAAUACUGUAUACAUAUGUUUUUGUUUCCUCAUAUCACUUUAAAGAAUAACUGUAGGUAUUUUGCCUGUUGGUCAGAUAAAGAACAAGCACACACUGCCAGGGUACCUUAAUCACUUUAAGGCAGACUAUUCAAUGUACUAUUCUGCCCUGAAAACACUCAAUAUGUAAUCCUAAAAAUAUCAAAUAAACUUCAACUUCAGUA
This is a messenger RNA of Cottoperca gobio, 2344 nucleotides long. RefSeq names its product SLX1 homolog B, structure-specific endonuclease subunit (gene slx1b). Gene Ontology annotation, biological process: double-strand break repair via homologous recombination. Gene Ontology annotation, cellular component: Slx1-Slx4 complex. Bases 463 to 1314 code for a protein of 283 amino acids. The transcript has 4 exons. Gene Ontology annotation, molecular function: 5'-flap endonuclease activity; crossover junction DNA endonuclease activity. Lineage: Eukaryota; Metazoa; Chordata; Actinopteri; Perciformes; Bovichtidae. The record is from RefSeq and is a predicted model, not a curated record.